Messenger RNA from Hibiscus syriacus, 1085 nucleotides. RefSeq lists its product as uncharacterized. NCBI's taxonomy places the organism in Eukaryota, Viridiplantae, Streptophyta, Magnoliopsida, Malvales, Malvaceae. The transcript is spliced from 4 exons. The record is from RefSeq and is a predicted model, not a curated record. Bases 1 to 1002 code for a protein of 333 amino acids.
AUGGCUCAACCAUGUACAUCAGCUUCCGUAAGCCACGAGCUUCGAGCCAAUCGGUUCGGUGCUAGAAGGAGAUUGUUGGAGCUUGAAGAAGAAGGCGAGCCACUGUUGUUGAAGAAGAAAAAGCUCCGACAAAACAAUGGCAGAAAAGAAACUGACCGACAGUGCUGCUCAAUCUUCAAAAACUCAAAAGAAGUCAAUCCAAGGGAAAAAACCGGCAACCCAGAUUCAGAAACAACAGAAGAAGCACCCAGUUGGCUCGACGAGGAAGAUGAUUCUGAUUUAGUAUCGGAGUUUCGAGAUCUCCCGACCAAGUUCCAGGAAACCCUGAUCCCGGACCUUGAGAUGAUCUCGAGAACCUCAAAAGUUUACAUCACCAAAUACAACAAAGAGUUCACCAAACAGUUCAAACCAUAUGUCGGCAACAAACACGCCCCCACCAUCGCCACUGUAAUCUCUUGUGCUUUCCUUUUAAUCCCUUUACUGUUAGUUUCCCUCAUUUUUAACCGCAUCAAAGCCUACUUUUCACUCCAAAAGAUGCUCAUUUAUAUACAAAGUUACCUGUCGAUUUACUUCUCAAUCCUCUGCAUCACUUCCCUCGUCACUGGGCUCGAGCCAUUGAAGUUUUUCUACGCUACUUCGCCGUCCACCUACGUGUGUUUACAGGUUCUUCAAACACUGGGAUACGUGCUCUACUUGCUGCUGCUGCUGAUGUAUCUGAUUCUUGUUUUCUCAACUGAGUCGGGUCUCGGAUCCAAGAUGUUGGGUUUGGGUCAAAUUGUCGUGGGUUUCGCUGUCGGUUUACAUUACUACGUGGAGGUGUUUCAUAGGGUGAUUUUGCAGCAACCCCCGAAAACGAAUUGGAAGGUCCAUGGGAUGUACGCCACGUGUUUCCUUGCGAUUUGUCUGCUUGCUACAGCUGAUAAGAGAAAGAAGGCUUACUUGGAAGGUGGUGGUGGAGAGGAAAGAAAAAUUUUACUAUUUUUUUUAGUACAUUAUUAUUAGUAUUAUUAUCAUCAUCAUUUUAGCCGGUCCAAAAAUGUCAUAAUCUCAUUUCUCAAUCACUUACAAUUUGUAGCAAUAAUAAA